Bombyx mandarina (wild silkworm) is the source of this 1506-nucleotide messenger RNA. It is a transcript of the gene B52, whose product is annotated as serine and arginine rich splicing factor B52. Gene Ontology annotation, cellular component: cytoplasm; nucleus. The record is from RefSeq and is a predicted model, not a curated record. NCBI's taxonomy places the organism in Eukaryota, Metazoa, Arthropoda, Insecta, Lepidoptera, Bombycidae. Gene Ontology annotation, molecular function: mRNA binding.
ACUGAAAUUGUACUAUUUCCGGAAUCAAGAAGCUGUUGUUCGCGUCUGAGCACGUUGUAAUUUAUGCAAAUAGUUGGUUUAUUAUGGAUUUUGAUUUUGAUAUUGAGUGAUAAAAUCGUCGAUUACUUGCUAGUUCAACUUUGAAUCAUAGUUUAUUAUUGUUUAUUGGAAAAUGGUUGGAUCACGAGUGUAUGUUGGUGGUCUCCCCUUUGGAGUAAGAGAGAGAGACUUGGAAAAGUUCUUCAAAGGUUUUGGAAGAAUCAGAGACAUACUUAUCAAGAAUGGAUAUGGUUUUGUUGAAUUUGAAGAUUACAGAGAUGCAGAUGAUGCUGUGUACGAGCUAAAUGGAAAAGAACUAUUGGGUGAAAGGGUGGUGGUGGAGCCAGCGAGGGGCAUCGAUCGCAGCGCUGACCGGUACCGGCGCGGCGACCGGCACUACGAGCGCUCCGGCGGCGGCCGCUCGCGAUACGAUGAUGACUACAAUUAUAGAUACGGACCGCCAACGCGCACCGAGUAUCGACUUAUCGUCGAGAAUUUGUCUAGCCGCAUUAGCUGGCAGGAUUUGAAAGACUAUAUGCGUCAAGCUGGCGAAGUGACUUACGCUGACGCCCAUAAACAACAUAGGAAUGAAGGUGUGGUAGAAUUUGCGACGCACUCGGACAUGCGGGCCGCCAUUGAGAAGCUGGACGGUACGGAACUGAACGGACGGCGCGUGCGACUCGUGGAGGAUCGAAGGUCGUCGCGCCGGCGCACGCGCUCCUCGUCCAGCCGCUCGCGCUCCCGCUCCCGGGACAGGAGGCGCUCGCGAUCCAGAUCACGCCGUUCAUCUCGUUCUAAAUCUAGACAGAAGAGCAAGAGCCCUGCUGCUAAAUCUCGGUCUAGAUCGCGUUCCAAUGGCCGUAACAAAGACGAGGAGGGUGGGGGUCGCGGACACCGCGCCGGCAGCCGCUCUCGCUCCCGCUCCCGCUCGGAGCCCGCCCACGCCGACCGCAACGGGCGCCGCUCCGACGACCGCUCCAAGUCCCGCGACAUCAAAGCCGACUCCAAAGAAGUGGCCGUCGAGAGGGAGAGAUCUCGGUCUCGCAGCAAGGAAGCGUCCCCGAAACGGGAGGAAGAGCGUCGUCCGACCAAGUCCCGGUCUAGGUCUCGGUCUCGCUCCCGGUCCAGGUCCGUGUCCCGAGGCCGGUCCGUCUCGCGGGACCGAUCCGGAUCCCGUUCUAGGUCCAGGUCUCCAAGACAAAACGGCGAAGCUCAGGACCGCGACGGAAGCACGGACCGCUCACCGCGUAGUGGUGAUUAAUAUUAAACUUACAACGAUAGCAAUUAGCCUUGAAGAUGAAUACUUUUUUGAUUUAAUUGAAAGUUCCAUAUCGUGACUGCGAUGUUUGCGUUUACUAAACAUUUCGUCUCGCAUUAAAACUGUAUAAUCUCAAAACUUACUAAAUUUUACAGGAGAGUGUUUUAAAGGUUUAACAUAAUAUGAUAUUUUUAAUAUUAAUCAUCUUU